Molecule: messenger RNA, 3145 nt
Organism: Malurus melanocephalus (red-backed fairy wren)
Lineage: Eukaryota; Metazoa; Chordata; Aves; Passeriformes; Maluridae
Gene: DUSP15
Product: dual specificity phosphatase 15
Exons: 17
Coding region: 624-2837 (737 amino acids)
Biological process (GO): regulation of transcription by RNA polymerase II; protein dephosphorylation; immune system process
Cellular component (GO): nucleus
Molecular function (GO): protein binding; protein tyrosine/serine/threonine phosphatase activity; RNA polymerase II cis-regulatory region sequence-specific DNA binding
Source: RefSeq, a predicted model, not a curated record
UCUCGGCACCCGCACCCCCACAGAGCCCCCUCAGAGCUCUGAUCCCCCUCACYGUCCCGACACUCCGGGCACCCCUCGGCCGGAGCCUGCUGCGGGCUGGCGGUGACAGCCAGCGGGGAACCCCUCACCCUUUCGUCCUCGCUGGCACUGCCCAUCCUGCGGCKCUGCGAAGUCCCCAGGACACUUCCGCAGACUCCCGGGCAGGGCAGAGAUCCUGCGGCACCUGGCUGCAGUGCAGCCUUGUGCGGCCGCGGGCAGCGGCGACAGGCAGCAGCCAGCGCGGCCCCGUGCUCCCACGCCACGGCGCAGGGGGGGAGUUUCUCCUCCUUUGUCUGCUCCCGGCCAGGCAGCAGCCGGUGCGCGGCAGCGCCGGAACAGCCGGGGAAGGGCCUCGGCAGCAGCCGCGGAGGACGGCGGCCGCGGUCUCCUCUGCCCCGGCACAGCCACCGGCUCGGCCUCGCCGCGCUGGGAACGAGCAGCGAUCCCGGGGGAUCCAAGCUCUUCAUGACGGSAACCCGACCGGGCAGCGGGGACGGCAGCCGCGCCCGGGGACGGGGAGGACGGCAGCAUUGGGGACAAGGACGCGCGCGCCCCGUCCCCUCCCCCGGCGCCCGCCGUCGGCCAUGGGGAACGGCAUGAGCCAGAUCCUUCCCGGCCUCUACCUUGGGAACUUUGUCGAUGCCAAAGACCUGGAGCAGCUAAGCCGGAACAAGAUCACCCACAUCGUUUCAAUCCAUGAGUCCCCACAGCCCUUGCUGAAGGACAUUACUUACCUCCGCAUCCCCCUGCCUGACACCCCUGAAGCCAACAUCAAGAGGCACUUCAAGGAAUGCAUCAGUUUCAUCCACCAGUGUCGCCUGCAUGGAGGGAACUGCCUCGUCCACUGCCUCGCUGGCAUCUCYCGCAGUACCACUGUGGUCGUCGCCUACGUCAUGGUCGUCACGGAGCUGAGCUGCCAGGAGGUGCUGGAUGCCAUCCGAACCAUCCGGCCCGUCGCCAACCCCAACCCCGGCUUCAGGCAGCAGCUGUCUGAGUUCAGCGGCAGCGCRGCCCGCAAGGUCCGCAGGCACCUGAAGCAGAAGUAUGGGAUGUCCCCUUUCAAUGAUGAGGAAGAAAUAAAGGCUUUGCUCCCGGCAGGGAGAGAAGGAGCGUCCAGGACAGAGGGAGCUGUGCAAGGACUGGUCCCAAGAGCCAGAGACAUGAGAAGCACAAGUCCCUUCCUGCUGCGGGUGAAGAGGACAUUCUCCUGCAUCCCAGCUUGUCUGAAGUGCGCACCUCCCGAGGUGGGGGUCGAUCACCCAGAGGCUCUGCAGGAGCCAAUGAACGAGAGGAAGAGCCUAAAAUCACCAUUGGUGUACAUCGGUGCUCACACUGUGAGGACACGGAUGACUGACGCUGCUGCGGGAAACGUGGGGCAGAGAAAAAAUUUUAAGACACGUCCCCUGCGCCGUGGGGCAGCCAGAGCCGGCGGCGCGGGCCAGGAAAGGGAAAGCGAAAGCCGGAGCCGCUUUCGGUUUCGCCGCCGGGCCGCGAUGGCGGAGCCSGGGGCGCCCAUGCGGCUGAAGGAGUGGCUGAUCGCGCAGAUCGACAGCGGCCGGUACCCGGGGCUGCGCUGGGAGAACCGGCACCGGACGCUUUUCCGCAUCCCCUGGAAGCACGCGGCCAAGCAGGAUUACCGGCAGCAGGAGGAUGCUGCGCUCUUCAAGGCUUGGGCUGUCUACAAGGGGAAGUACCACGAAGGGACGGACAAGGCCGACCCCUCCACCUGGAAGACKCGGCUGCGCUGCGCCCUCAACAAGAGCACGGACUUCCAGGAGGUGCCUGAGCGGAGCCAGCUGGACAUCUCCGAGCCUUACAAAGUGUACCAGAUCGUGACUGACAGAGCCUGUGACACAGAGGACAGUGACACACAGUCCCCAGGCAGUGAGGACCAGCAGGUGAGCCUGCCCUGUGCCUUCCAGGCAGGGGAGAAGGGCAGCAGAACAGGGAGUCCGAAGAAGGAGGAAAGCCAGAAGGACACACUGGAGACAGCCCAUGUGUCUCCACAGCCUCGGCUCUCUGCCCACCCCACUGAGCGAGAGUGCCUUGUGAGGGGAGUCUUCUAUGGCUGGAACCCAACCCAUGGUCAUCUUCUGCCUGGACCCCAGUCCUACCUCCCUGUGGAGGAUGUCAACAAUUCAGACUGCUGGCUCCACAUCCGCUUGUACUACUGUGACGUGCUGGUGAAGGAGGUGACCACCCGCACGGCCGAGGGCUGCCGCAUCACCACCAGCACUGUGCUGGCCGACAGCGAACGCCUCUACGGCCCCUCCUGCAUGGAGCAGAUCCAGUUCCCCCCGCCGCAGGUGCUCAGUGGCCAUGGCCACUUGGCCUGCAUGACCGACGUGCUGGAGCGGCUCCUGCCCCACCUGGAGCGCGGGGUGCUGCUGUGGGUAGCGCCUGAGGGGGUCUUCAUGAAGCGCCAGUGCCAGGGCAGGGUGUACUGGAACGGGCCACUGGCCCCUCACAAGAACUGGCCCAACAAACUGGAGAGGGAGAAGACCUACAAGCUGCUGGACACACAGCAGUACAUACAGCAGGUGCGGGAGUACCUGAGCAAUGGGCAGCUCAUGCCGCAGUACCAGAUCUACCUGUGCUUCGGGGAGGAAUACCCCACCAGAGCCGGGCACCCCUUCCAGAAGCUCAUCAUGGCUCAUGUGGAGCCGGUGUUCGCACGCGAGCUCUUCCACCACGCCCAGCGCUUGAGGCCGACACUGCUCUGCAAUUCCCCCCAGCCCUGUGCCCCUGGCACCUCCAGCCACGUUCUCCGUGUCCUCAAACAGCUCUGCCAGCCCUGAGCUGGGUGGGAGAGGAGAGUUCAGUUGCCAUUAAGUCUCAGUGGGAGGCUCUGAGCCUCAUGGCCCCACUCCUGCUUCAUGUCCUGAGGCAGAGUAUGCAGGGUGCACAGCGUGCAGGACUGGACAAGGACAGAUGUUAGCUGGGAUGGGCAGGUGCUGCUGCCCCUGUGAUCGCUGUAUUUAUUCCCCAGGAGUCCYCUGGGUGGGAUUUGUUGCGUGCCUGUUCAGCGAGCUGGGACAGAACCAGCUCCAUCCUUGCACUGUGCACUGCCUGGACUCACCGUUUGUGAACCUUAGAAAUAAAGGUU